AUGGACGGCCAAGCAGAAGGAUCCUCGCAUCGUCGCGUCUUCCUCCCUCCACGCUCCGAGUAUCGCUUCGAGCUCGAACCUCACGAACGCCUGUCCAUCCGACUCGUCCCAUCCCCCACUCAAACGGGCGAAGAGCCGGACGCCGAGAUCUUUGGCGCCGAACUUGUCUCUGGCACCCAAGAGCGAUGGUACCCUUUUGGAGAUGAAGCGAAAGCGGCAGUCUCGUCCUGGCGAGGAGCCGAGAUCGAGAUCGCCGGCACAGCGUCGACCGAGUACCUGGCCGACGAGCCGUCUCCCGUCUAUACCGCGUAUUCCAACCUGCAUCUCUACUUGGAGCGAAGACGAAUCGAGGCGCGGCAGGCGCUCAGGGCGGACGCAAAGCUGCUUUCGACGCUAGCGGGGUCAGUACUGGAUCCCAGCUAUGUUGCCCCUCGCACGACCGACCCAGGUGCCGAAGCCGAGGACAGCGAGACAGCCUCGACGGUGUAUCGACCGGAAGGACAGGGUCCACGCGUCAUGGUGCUCGGUCCCGAAUCCGCCGGCAAGACGAGUCUCAUCAAGUUUCUCGCCAACUAUGCGCUUCGUUCGCCCGCAGUUGCCAGCCUUGGUAAGGGCGAAGCGGGCAGGGUUGCCGAAAGUCUGCGCACGGGUGGGGACGGGAUCAUCUACCCGAACAUGGACGCUAACCUCUCGGAGGAAGCGCGCAAGGAGAAACGAGAAGAGGAGAAACGGUCCGAUAUCACGGGAUGGUGGCCGACGGUGGUCAACUUGGAUCCCAGCGACGGAGCUCCUCCUCUACCGUGCUGUUUGUCCGCCUUGCCGCUGUCGCCCUUGCCACUGGCAUCGCUGCCCAGUCCCUCGCCAGCAUUCCCGUUCGGAACGAACACGAGCACCACCGGCGCCAUCCCACCAGGCACCUCCACCGCGCACCCCGUUGCGCCCCUCUCACUCUGGCUCGGCAAGCAGAAUGUCCGGGACAACGAGCGGCACUUCCGUCGCGUCGUCGACUGGCUCGCUGAAGGCGUGGAAAGGCGACUAUCGCGCGAUUUCCGCUCCCGAAUGUCCGGUCUGCUCAUCGAUACUCCCGGCGUGGUCACAGCCGAUGCGCGCACCAAAUACGCCUUCCUCCAGCACUGCAUCCGCGCUUUCAAGGUGGACACGAUCGUCGUCCUGGGUCACGAGAAGCUCAAUCUCGAGAUGACCAAGCUCUUCGCCGGGUCGGGGGUGAACGUCAUCAAGCUGCCCAAGUCCGGGGGUGUCGUGGAGCUGGACGAGACGUAUAGGGCGAGACUCAAGGCGUUGCAGGUCAAGACGUAUUUCUAUGGCGGCUCCAGCGCCGGGGGCAACCAGGAUGGGAUGCCCAGAAGCGUUUUGCCGGGUCACGCAGAUCCGCUGGGUGGGGUGCCCUCGUUGAGUCCCUACAGCACGACGAUUCCCUUUGACCUGUUGGAGAUCUACAAAGUUGGGCAGGAGAGUUUGGCGCCAUCUUCAGCGUUGCCGAUUGGAGCAUCGAGGACGGUGACUGAGACGCAAUUGGUGAAGAUGGACCCGACCAAUUCGGCGGCGGACCAGACGAGUUUGUUGCACAGCGUGCUAGCGCUCAUCCAGCCCCCCAGAGGUGGUGGAGGUGCUGGACAGCCGGACUCAAGCACGAACCCGACAGAUGACGAGAUCAUCGGUGCACCCAUUUUGGGCUUCGUUCACGUCGCGGAUAUCGAUACGGUGAGGAAGAAGAUCACGGUCCUCUCGCCGAGCACGGGCAGGCUGCCAAGCAAGACGGCCAUUUUGGGCGCGUUGGACUGGCAGGAUGUGUAG
Kalmanozyma brasiliensis GHG001 is the source of this 1815-nucleotide messenger RNA. Its product is annotated as Pre-mRNA cleavage complex II Clp1. Gene Ontology annotation, molecular function: polynucleotide 5'-hydroxyl-kinase activity. The transcript has a single exon. Gene Ontology annotation, cellular component: mRNA cleavage factor complex; nucleus. Bases 1 to 1815 code for a protein of 604 amino acids. The record is from RefSeq and is a predicted model, not a curated record. Gene Ontology annotation, biological process: tRNA splicing, via endonucleolytic cleavage and ligation. Lineage: Eukaryota; Fungi; Basidiomycota; Ustilaginomycetes; Ustilaginales.